Molecule: messenger RNA, 299 nt
Organism: Aspergillus welwitschiae
Lineage: Eukaryota; Fungi; Ascomycota; Eurotiomycetes; Eurotiales; Aspergillaceae
Exons: 1
Coding region: 7-171 (54 amino acids)
Source: RefSeq, a predicted model, not a curated record
CUAUAAAUGAUUGCUAUCUACCCAAUAAAGGUCUUUUGUGAAUCCCAGUUUCCCUCUAAGAUACUAGGCGUUUGUCUGUCACUGAGUCUCAACACUGAUAUGAAUGAUAGACUCGUAAUGAGUGCGGCAUCGGAUUGCCAGUCAAACUGGAAUUGCUUUUCCCCUCACUAAUGCAGUGAGAUGCCGCCUUACAUUGCCAGCUCACAAGUAGCUAACUCAUUACUUAACGAGUUAACAAGAGAACCUGAGCCACUGAGCAAGUAGAGAUCCGUGCCUUACCCGACAAGACCUAUGAAUGA